AUGGCCGUGAUUCUUCUCAUUUUUAUUGCAACUUCAUUGUUUCUUGUAUCAGUGGCUGCAAAUGAACAGAAGACGUCUUUUGAAUUGUGUAAAGUAUUACCAGUUGGAGAAAAUCUUGAAUCAGAAUUUCGACUGAAGGCUUCUGAGAAAGGUGUGAGAGUAGUUUACUUGAAUUUAAAAAUCGGUAACAACAGCUACAACCCACUGGACUUGCCAGACGAGUUUCUUCCCGACAGAUGGGUGUGGGCUCGGUCAAAUAAUGAGCCCAUGCUGUCUUUGCCGUUCGAUUUCGAUAUUUUAUCCCUUGGACUUCUGAAUUAUCAAGUUGGAAGCAUGACAGUGUCACUGAGAGAUGAACCUAGUGGAUGCCUUGCGGGAUUAAACUCAACAUGCCAGAACAUGGCCGUGGGAAGAGCACUGUUGGAUAAUGUAACAAGUGAAAGCCGCGGCAAGACAGGGGUGGUCUGUAUUGCAAUGAUAGACAUUGAUUCGAUAAACUAUCAUUGCUGCGGUCCUGAUGUCUCAAGUAUUCACUGUGAUCUUUCUACAGUGGGCAGCAGAUGGUUGCAAGCGAUAAAAGCCUUUCUGUAUUGUUUGUCUUUUGUUGUGUUUUUGUAUUGCCCGGCACUUCUUCUGCUAUUGCCUGACAGUAUUUUUAAUCUUCAGAAUGAACAUGACAAGGAAGAUGUCUUUGAAAACCAACUGGAAAACGAAUUACCUAACCAAGAACAAACCGGGUCAGAUGAUUCUGGCAUAAGAGAUGGAUAUGAGAGAAUUCAAAACGAGGAAGAGAACAGACUGUCAUGCAACACCGAGGAAAUUCCUGUAGAUGACCCGAGUCCGGUUACUUGUUCAACGUUUUUACUUGGAUGUGUGCAGCUUCUGCCUGAUUUAAAGAUGUCGUUUAACUUAAAGUUGGCGGUUUUAAUGUUUUUCAUUUUUCCAUUUUCUUUUUAUUUUAAUCUGGCAUUAUUUUUUGCCCUAAAGCCAAAAUAUAUCAAUGAACGCUUAAAGCAGCCCAUUUCCAAAAGUCCAGAAUUUUCAGCGCUCUCUCUUGGUAUGAUGUCACCGAGCACAGUCUUGGUCUUUACCGUUUUAAUACUACCAUGUUGGACAACAGUUUUGCUUUUAAAACCGAAGGAUUUGUUCCUGACUGAUUGUCGCCUAUGUAAUAGAGUAUACUUACAUUCUGUUAGUAUUGGAAAAGAAACCCUUUAUCAUUUAAAAUUGUUCCCGGAAGAGGGGUACAUUCGUUUGUUAGCUUAUCGUUACCUGUACAAAAGAGGCCUAAAAAAACUUGCCUGCUACUCAAAGAAAAAUUAUAGGGGAUCAUGAGUGAGGCGAGCUCUGUUCAGUUUGUGGCUUAUAUUUCCAAUUUUAUUCACGCUAUUCCUUUGCCUUGUUUGGGGAGUAAUCUGUUUGCUUCGUCUUUUAGUUUCAGUAAUUUUUUUGGCUUUUAAGUUAUCACCCGCAAUGACCUUGCUUCGUUGCAUCUCUAUGAAAAUUUUGACAAAGAUCUCUAGCGUAAGGGAUAGAAUUAGCGGCAUGUGGUUUAUCCUUUGCCGGUUUCUCUUUAUUCCGUUGUUUAUAUAUCUGCUGUUUGUAGGAAUAUUUCUGUUAUAUGGAGUAAUGACAUUAUGUACCUUUUUUGCCGGAAUAUUAGGAUUCACAACAAUGGGAUUAGCUCUAAACGCAGAAAUUGUAACUCCUUAUGUAUCUUUCCUUGUGGUUGUCACAACAAACGUCUAUUUUUGUUAUGGUAAUUUGCAGAGUUUAAUGUACCUUCAAUUUCUUAAAUAG
Messenger RNA from Porites evermanni, 1800 nucleotides. The record is from the annotation of a GenBank genome assembly. NCBI's taxonomy places the organism in Eukaryota, Metazoa, Cnidaria, Anthozoa, Scleractinia, Poritidae.